AACACAACCCUCACUCUCUUUCUCUCCCUCUGGUAUGUAUGCUGCUGGUUGGAGCCCCCCAGGUAGAAACUGCUGCAGAAAUCCUUUAGUGCUCCUUCCUCAGGAAGACUGAUGGCUUCCGGACCACAGCUCAGUUUUUAAGCUGGAUGACCUUCUGAUGGGUUUUAAACUUCGAAUUGGAUGUGGACAUUUUUCUUUCCGAUGACAGAAUCACUGGAACUUCCCCUUUGCAGUUGCUUCCUUUCCUUAAAGGUAGCUGAAUCUUGCUGUCUUUAAAAACCUUUUCUUUCCAAAUUUGCCUGCCAUGCCGACUGUCAUUAGCGCCUCUGUGGCCCCACGGACAGGGGCUGAGCCCAGGUCCCCAGGGCCCAUCGCUCAGGCAGCCCAGGGCAAGGGCACCGAGGCAGGGGGUGGAAACCCAAGUGGCAUCUACUCAGCCAUCAUCAGCCGCAAUUUUCCCAUUAUUGGGGUGAAAGAGAAGACAUUCGAGCACCUCCACAGGAAAUGUCUGGAAAAGAAGGUUCUUUUUGUGGAUCCUGAGUUCCCACCGGAUGAGACCUCCCUGUUUUACAGCCAGAAGUUCCCCAUCCAGUUCAUCUGGAAGAGACCUCCGGAAAUUUGUGAGAAUCCCCGAUUUAUCAUUGGUGGAGCCAAUAGAACUGACAUCUGCCAAGGAGAUCUAGGGGACUGCUGGUUUCUUGCAGCCAUCGCUUGCCUGACCUUGAACGAGCGUCUGCUUUUCCGGGUCAUACCCCAUGAUCAGAGUUUCACCGAAAACUACGCGGGGAUUUUUCACUUCCAGUUCUGGCGCUAUGGAGACUGGGUGGACGUGGUUAUUGAUGACUGCCUGCCAACUUACAACAAUCAACUGGUUUUCACCAAAUCCAACCAUCGCAAUGAGUUCUGGAGUGCUCUGCUGGAGAAGGCUUAUGCUAAGCUCCAUGGUUCGUAUGAAGCCCUGAAAGGUGGGAACACUACAGAGGCCAUGGAGGACUUCACGGGAGGAGUGACAGAGUUUUUUGAAAUCAAGGAUGCUCCCAGAGACAUGUACAAGAUCAUGAAGAAAGCCAUCGAGAGGGGUUCCCUCAUGGGCUGCUCCAUUGAUGAUGGCACAAACAUGACCUAUGGAACCUCUCCUUCUGGGCUGAAAAUGGGGGAGUUGAUUGAACGGAUGGUGAGGAAUAUGGAUAACUCGCGGCUCAGGGACUCAGACCUCAUCCCUGAGGGAUGCUCAGAUGUCAGACCAACUCGGACGAUUGUUCCAGUUCAGUAUGAGACAAGAAUGGCCUGUGGGCUGGUCAAAGGCCAUGCCUACUCAGUCACUGGGCUGGAGGAGGCCCUGUACAAGGGUGAGAAAGUGAAGCUGGUGCGGCUGCGGAACCCCUGGGGCCAGGUGGAGUGGAAUGGCUCCUGGAGUGACAGCUGGAAGGACUGGAGCUAUGUGGAUAAGGACGAGAAGGCCCGUUUGCAGCACCAGGUCACUGAGGAUGGAGAGUUCUGGAUGUCCUACGAUGAUUUUAUCUACCAUUUCACAAAGCUGGAGAUCUGCAACCUCACAGCUGAUGCCCUGGAGUCCGACAAGCUUCAGACUUGGACAGUGUCCGUGAACGAGGGCCGCUGGGUGAGGGGCUGCUCUGCCGGAGGCUGCCGCAACUUCCCAGACACUUUCUGGACCAACCCACAGUACCGUCUGAAGCUCCUAGAGGAGGACGACGACCCCGAUGAUUCCGAGGUGAUCUGUAGUUUCCUCGUGGCUCUGAUGCAGAAGAACCGGAGGAAGGACCGGAAGCUGGGGGCUAACCUCUUCACCAUCGGUUUCGCCAUCUACGAGGUUCCCAAAGAGAUGCACGGCAACAAGCAGCACCUGCAGAAGGACUUCUUCCUGUACAACGCCUCCAAGGCUAGGAGCAGAACCUAUAUCAACAUGCGCGAGGUGUCUGAGCGCUUCCGCCUGCCUCCCAGCGAGUACGUCAUUGUGCCCUCCACUUACGAACCCCACCAGGAGGGCGAGUUCAUCCUCCGGGUCUUCUCAGAAAAGAGGAACCUCUCUGAGGAAGUUGAGAAUACAAUCUCCGUGGAUCGGCCAGUGAAAAAGAAAAAACCCAAGCCCAUCAUCUUUGUUUCAGACAGAGCAAACAGCAACAAGGAGCUGGGUGUGGACCAGGAAUCAGAGGAGGGCAAAGACAACACAAGCCCUGAUAAGCAAGCGAAAUCCCCACAGCUAGAGCCCGGCAACACUGACCAGGAAAGUGAGGAACAGCGGCAAUUCCGGAAUAUUUUCAGGCAGAUAGCAGGCGAUGACAUGGAGAUCUGUGCAGAUGAGCUCAAGAAUGUCCUUAACAGAGUUGUGAACAAACGUGAGCAGCUUAAUUCUGCAGGGGCAGCCCCCACAGAAGAUCUGCUCCCAAGCCAGGAGGAUUUUGCUAUGUGCCCUGUAGCCCUGACCUCCUUCCUUCAGACAGAUGGCUCUGGGAGACUGAACCUGCAAGAGUUUCAUCACCUCUGGAAGAAGAUUAAGACGUGGCAGAAAAUUUUCAAACACUAUGACACAGACCAAUCCGGCACCAUAAAUAGUUAUGAGAUGCGCAAUGCAGUCAAUGAUGCAGGCUUCCACCUCAACAACCAGCUCUACGAUAUCAUUACCAUGCGCUAUGCAGACAAGUACAUGAACAUCGACUUCGACAGUUUCAUCUGCUGCUUUGUCAGGCUGGAGGGCAUGUUCAGAGCUUUCAAUGCAUUUGACAAGGAUGGGGACGGUAUCAUCAAACUCAACGUUCUCGAGUGGCUGCAGCUCACCAUGUAUGCCUGAACCAAGCUGGCCACAUCCAAGGCAUGGAGGAUCACUCAGGAUUUCAAUUUCACCCAACAGAGCUAAAGUAACUUACCUCAAAGGACACAGUUGCUGCACCCCCAGGAAGCCUCCAGGCACCUCAUCAGUCUAGUUCCUCCUCUACUUACUUCCCGCCUAGCCUUAGGGCAUCUGUCCAUUUGUCAGGCCCAGCCUGACCCUUCAGUUAAGGAAUGGGGAAGGGAGAGCUGUGUUGUCCCUGUGCCACACGGAGCCAGGUGCGUCUGUCUGCUUCGGCUAGCCACACGCCAGUGAGAGCUUUGCUUGGAGUCUGAUGGCCUCAGCUCUGAAGACAAGUACUCUCCUUAGAUGCUCGCAGCUGUUUGCAGAAGCAUUUGCCAAUGGCACUCAGUACUUCCUGGUGCUAGACCCCUCCCCCCCGCAUCCACCCCCCUCCCCUUCAUCUCUGUGUUCUCCCACCCAUGGGACAGCAACCCAAUGAGCACUUGGUUCUGCCUGAUUGUUUCAGGACAGGGCUGCUCUGGAGUAAACUAGUUCAGUGAAAAGAGGUUUGGACAUUUUGGGUUAUCUGACUCAUAAGUUAGGUUGCAUUCUGAAAAAAGUUCAUCUAAAUAAAGGCAUAUGUUUUGCUGGUU
Molecule: messenger RNA, 3444 nt
Organism: Budorcas taxicolor (takin)
Lineage: Eukaryota; Metazoa; Chordata; Mammalia; Artiodactyla; Bovidae
Gene: CAPN3
Product: calpain 3
Exons: 23
Coding region: 305-2809 (834 amino acids)
Biological process (GO): negative regulation of apoptotic process; proteolysis
Cellular component (GO): cytoplasm
Molecular function (GO): calcium ion binding; calcium-dependent cysteine-type endopeptidase activity
Source: RefSeq, a predicted model, not a curated record